ACCAAGUCUCAUAUUUAUCAAGAAAACCUUACCAAAGCUAUAUUCACCAAAUCCUGUCAACUCUCAAAGGAAAAAUGAAAUUAUUGUUUGAGUGAUGAGUUAUUAUAAAAUAUAUAAGAAUAAGAACAAGAGCGUGGUGUUGAGUUUGAGGAGAGAGAGAAUGGAUGCAACGAGGAGGGUGACGCUGUUCUGUAUCCUCAUCCUCUUUUGUCGGUGUGCAGAAUGCAACCAGCCUCACCCACUUGACCCUCUAAGCCCUUCUGAGCUGAACCUAGUCCGAACCAUAGUCCAAACCUCAACCACCCCCCACAACCUCACCUUUGAGUACGUGGGCUUAGAGGAGCCCAACAAGGCCGAAAUCCUCUCAUGGCUAUCAUUAAACCCAAAAAGCAAGCCCAAAGUAGCACCAGCUCGGCGAGCCUCCGUCAUAGCCCGCUUCCAGAAACAAUCUCUGGAGAUGAGCGUUGACUUGUCAAGUGGUUCGAUCGUUUCAAGCAAAGUGUACCAAGGACACGGGUUCCCCAUGCUGACCUUUGGAGAACAAGCGAGGGCGUCGCAGUUACCAUUCAGCCACCAGCCCUUUUUAGAGUCUUUGAAGAAGAGGGGUCUCAACGAGUCUGAGGUUUUGUGUGCCUGUUUCACUAUUGGUUGGUUCGGAGAAGCCAAGACGAAACGGAACGUGAAGGUUAAGUGUUACUACGCAAACGGCACUGCCAAUUUGUAUGCCAGGCCUGUGGAAGGGGUGGCGGCGCUGGUUGACUUGGACGAUAUGAAAGUCCUUGACUACAACGAUAGAUAUGUGGUUCCAGUUCCACUGCCCAAGGCAGAGGCUACUGAGUACAGAGCUUCUAAGCUCAAACCACCGUUUGGUCCGAAGCUCAAACCCAUAGCUGUGUCUCAACACGAUGGACCUGGAUUCUCCAUUCAUGCCCAUACUGUCAGUUGGGCCAAUUGGAAUUUUCACGUAGGAUUUGACAUUCGGGCUGGCCCAAUAAUUUCCCUAGCUUCAAUUUUUGAUCUACAUAAGCAGAAACAUCGUCAAGUACUAUACAGAGGAUUCAUAUCAGAGUUGUUUGUGCCAUACCAAGACCCAACUGAGGAAUGGUAUUACACAACAUACUUUGAUUGCGGUGAAUAUGGCUUUGGACAAUCUAUGUCUUCAUUGCAACCUUUGACUGAUUGCCCACCCAAUGCUGCAUUCCUAGAUGCAUACUAUGCUGCUUCAGAUGGUACCCCUGUAAAGAUAGCUAAUGCCUUCUGCAUAUUCGAAAGGUAUGCUGGUGAUAUCAUGUGGCGUCACACUGAAAUUUCACUCCCGAAUGAAGUGAUAACUGAGGUCAGGUCAGAUGUAAGCCUAGUGGUGAGAAUAGUUUCAACUGUGGGCAACUAUGACUAUGUCAUUGAUUGGGAAUUUAAGCCAAGUGGCAGCAUCAAAUUUGGGGUAGGGCUUACAGGGAUAUUAGGGAUUAAGGGAGGGGCGUACACCAACACAGAUCAAAUAAGAGAGGAUAUUUAUGGCACACUGCUAGCAGAUAAUACCAUUGGUGUCUACCAUGACCACUUCUUCACCUAUUAUCUUGACCUUGACAUUGAUGGUGAAGCCAAUUCCUUUGUCAAGUCCAAUUUGGAGACAGUGAGAGUGAAAGAUCACAGCACACCGAGGAAAAGCCAUUGGACAGUUGUAAGUGAAACGGCUAAGACAGAAGCUGAUGCUAGAAUCAACUUGGGGUUGAAGCCUUCAGAGCUACUGGUGGUAAAUCCUAAUAAAAAGACUAAACAAGGAAACAUAAUUGGGUAUCGUUUGCUUCCAGGCCCAGCAGCACGCCCACUUUUGAUUACUGAUGAUUAUCCACAAAUUAGAGCUGCCUUCACCAAUUACAAUGUAUGGGUCACGCCAUACAACAAAUCUGAGAAAUGGGUGGGAGGGUCAUACGUUGAUCGUAGCAGAGGCGAUGAUACUUUGGCUAGUUGGAGUCUCAGGGAUAGGGAAAUUGAGAACAAGGACAUAGUACUGUGGUACACAAUGGGAUUCCAUCAUGUUCCUUCCCAAGAAGAUUUUCCAGUUAUGCCAACAUUGAGUGGUGGGUUUGAGUUGAGGCCAACCAAUUUCUUUGAGAGCAACCCAGUCCUUAAAACAAAAUCACCCAACUAUGUGCAAUGGCCUAAUUGCACUUCUCAACAUUAGCUGCUAUAUAUGAAUAAGUGUAAACGUACACCCCCAUUUAAGUGGAUGGGGAAGGAGAGAUAGGAAAAUAAACAAAUAAAUAAAUAAAAGAUGUGGCAUGUGAUGAAAAAUUCAAGUAACGAGAAAUAAAAAGAAAAAUGGAAU
Molecule: messenger RNA, 2329 nt
Organism: Cajanus cajan (pigeon pea)
Lineage: Eukaryota; Viridiplantae; Streptophyta; Magnoliopsida; Fabales; Fabaceae
Product: amine oxidase [copper-containing] alpha 2, peroxisomal
Biological process (GO): amine metabolic process
Molecular function (GO): copper ion binding; quinone binding; primary methylamine oxidase activity
Source: RefSeq, a predicted model, not a curated record